This is a messenger RNA of Nerophis ophidion (straightnose pipefish), 14319 nucleotides long. RefSeq names its product zinc finger protein 462 (gene znf462). Gene Ontology annotation, biological process: regulation of gene expression. Lineage: Eukaryota; Metazoa; Chordata; Actinopteri; Syngnathiformes; Syngnathidae. The transcript is spliced from 13 exons. Gene Ontology annotation, cellular component: nucleus. The record is from RefSeq and is a predicted model, not a curated record. The coding region runs from base 507 to 7985 and encodes 2492 amino acids.
GCCGGCUGAAGGGCUCCGGGGGUGAGCUCCCCCGCGAGCGCGCGCGUGUGUCUGCUUGUGUGUAUGUGUGUAUGUGUGUGUGUGUGCGCGCGCGCCCAUGAAGGAUGAGCUUCUCGGGCGUCCAUCCCGCCGAUGCUCCCUCGUCUCUCGGCCAACUCUUGCGCUCCCUCUGCUGCCGAACUUCUUCUUCUCCUCCUCCUUUGUGUGGCCCUCUCGCCACAUUAUCAUUGUUGUUGUUGUGUUGGUGGUUGUCUUCUUCCUCCUCCACCACCACCACCACCACCACCUCCUCCUCCUCGCUGAUUGAGAGCUCGGCGGAGGAGCUCAGGUCAUCUGCAGCUGCGGCGAAGAAGAAGAAGGAGAAGGAGAAGAAGAAGCAGGAAAGAUGGCGAUCGGCGACUACUACUACUACUACUAGCCAGAUCGGACGGACACAACUUUGGAGGUGACGGAGAAGAUUGUCGCGGUUUACCUGACUUUCCAGGGAGUGCUUCCCCUGUUCAGUGAUGGAGGUACUGCACUGUGAUGGCUGUGACUUCCGCGCCGAGUCGUACGACGACCUGAAGACACAUAUUCAGGAAGUGCACACUGUCUUCCUCCAGCCGGCGGAUGCAGACGAGUCUGACUCACUAAAGGACAACAAGGAGGAGGAAGAAGAAGAAGAUGAUGAUGAUGAUGAAGAUGAGGAGGAGGAGGAAGCGGCAGCAGAGGGGGAUAAGCAUGACAAGGAUUACACACGGACUAAAGAUGGAACGAGUCCCAACUCUGCUGACACCUCCAGCAAGGCAUCACCAAAGCCACCCGCUGAAACCCAUCUGCUAUUUUACCAGUGCAAGUUCUGCGUCCGUUACUUCAGAUCAAAGUCGUUCCUGAGAAACCACACCAAGAAGGUGCACAAUGUUGAUCAAGAGGGCGCAGUAUCACCGAUCUCCUCCAAGACCGCCCUGGAGCACAGUGACAAUUCCAAAGUUUUCUCGUGUCAGUAUUGCACAUACAAGUCGCCGCGCAAAGCGAGGAUGAUAAAGCAUCACGUUAUGUGUCACAGCAAGCAUCAUGUUAUGUGUCAUAACAAAGUUCCUUUAGACAGUUCCAGAGUCCCUUUGGAGAAUGCCGAGCCAGACAAGGAGUUGGACUCACCCGACACACUCAUGAGGGGGACGUUUGCAUGUGAAUGGUGUGACUAUCAGACUAAUCAGAAGGCCGGUUGGACUAAUCACGUGUUCAAGGAACACAGCGACCAGGUCAAGGUAGUUUCCUGCAAUUCUGAGCCAGAAGGGGAUGCAAGCGCAAACUCACCCAAAGCGGAUACCCCAUCCCAAAGCUCGAGUACAUUAAAGACAGCUUUGACUGAUGGAUAUGAGGAGUCCCCGGAGAAAACGCUUAAAUCAGCGCAGAGUGGCACAGAAUCACCCAUCGCUAAGGAGGUGGUGAACAGUGGAUUUGAAAUGGAUGUCAAUGUACUGAAUGAGGAAGACUCCAGGAGCGGCUCGGAGGAAGAUGAAGACUUAGGUGAUAUAGAUGAUGAUCCCAACUACACUGGAACGCUGUCUGCAGACGCAGAGCAACUUUUAUCGGACGAAGACAAUAAACUGCUGGAGACUAAAGGAGUACCUUUCAGAAAGUACAUGAACCGUUUCCAGUGUCCCUUUUGCUCCUUCCUCACCAUGCACAGACGAAGCAUCUCGCGUCAUAUCGAGAACAUUCACCUCUCUGGUAAAACCACAGUAUAUAAAUGCGAAGAAUGCCCGUUUAUUUGCACCAGCCCACAUAAAUUAGGCGCUCACAAACAGACCCACAGUUCAUCAGACAUGGAAACCAUGGACCUGACAAGUGAUAGUCCAGAACCUCAUAAUGACAGUGCAGCAGAGUCCGUUAACGGGGGCAACAUUAGCAGAAUAAAUGGGAAAAAGAUAACCAGCACAUUAAACGACCAGCAAAACCCUCAUCGGUGCACGCUUUGCAACUACUCUACCACCACUCUGAAAGGUCUAAGGGUCCACCAGCAGCAUAAGCAUUCCUACUGUGAUGACAUGGAUCCGACUGUCUUUGAAAGCCAGUUGGCUGACCAGUUGGACGCUGACGUAGCAGCCUCGCCGACCCGUCUACAAAAAACACAAACCUCAAUUUUAGGGCUCUCCACCAAAAAACCCUUAGUAGCCGGGAAAAGGGCAAGAAAGUCCAUCAACGAUUUACCCUUGGAUUUGUCUUCAGUGAAAAAGCGAACUCGAAUUGACGAAAUUGCUAGUAACCUUCAAAGCAAAAUAAGCCAAAGCCAGCAGGACCUGAUCAUCAACCUGGAUGACAUGGAUGAUGAAUACACGGGAGACCAGUACACGAGUGCUGACAAUGUGGACCCAAACCAUAACGGCAAUAAUGCCAUCUUCAUGUACAACAUACAGCAGCCUCAUGCAAGGGAAGUGGCACAUAAAGGUGGCAGGAUUGGGAAAAGAAAAAGCGAUCCUAAAUCCAAAUCCAGAAGCCUACCGCUGUCUUUGACUCUUUCUGAUGAUAGUGAAAACAUUUCAGGUGAUCUCAUGGAUAGUAAGGAGACCACCCAUGAAAACAGCCUCUAUGCAGAGGAACCUGCACGUUUCUACUGUAAACACUGUGAUUACCACAACAAGUCUGCGCGUAGCGUCAGCACUCAUUACCAGAGAAUGCACCCUUAUGUAAAAUUCAGCUUUAAGUACAUUCUGGACCCUGAGGACCAAAGCGCAGUCUUCCGCUGCUUGGAGUGCUACAUUGAAUACAACAACUACAACGACCUACAUCAACACUACAUGGAUCACCACCCGGAAGCAAGCAACGUGCUCAAUUUCAACCAACCCAAUCUUGUCUACAUGUGCCGCUUUUGUUCAUACAACAGCCCAAAUGUCCGAAGCCUCAUGCCUCACUACCAAAGAAUGCAUCCCACGGUGAAGAUCAACAAUGCCAUGAUCUUCUCCAGCUAUGUUGUGGAGCAGGCCCACAAGACUUCUGAAUCCCAAACUCUGAGGGAGAUAUUAAACUCCGGCCCCAAAAGUUUUAACUCCGCAAGCUCCACUCCUAGGUCCUCAUCAAGUCCAGUGCUAAAAACUGUGUCUAAGACACCCGAAGCAGCAACAGAGAAAGAUCCCCUUAAAGAAGCAGUGGGAAGCAAUGUCGUUGUAUAUGAUUGUGAUGUGUGUACUUUUUCUAGUCCCAAUAUGCACUCUGUUUUGGUCCACUAUCAAAAGAAACAUCCAGAGCAAAAGGCAUCUUAUUUCCGUAUACAGAAAAGCAUGAAGGUUAUCUCUGUCGAUCAGCCCGUCGCCAACUCCUCGUUUAACCUGAAUACGUCGACCCCAGCAAAACAAUCAAGUGCAGCACUGUAUGGUUCUGAUGAAGAUAUGUUCUACUGUAAGCACUGCGUAUACAGCAACAAAUCUGUUGUGGGCGUGUUGGUCCAUUAUCAGAAGAGACACCCUGAAGUAAAAGUGACUGCCAAAUAUAUCAAACACGGUGCCCCCACCGCCGGUUUGAUGAAACUGAUAGAUGAAUUGCAAAUAACAGCACCUAAACAGUUAGUGACGCAGUUCCAAAAUAAUUGUCACAAUGGAUCCAACAACUCAAGCCCUAAACUUGGAGAGAAAUGUGAGGAUGAGCUUUUCUUCUGCCAGCAUUGUGAUUAUGGCAACCGAACUGUCAAAGGAGUGCUCAUUCAUUACCAGAAGAAACACAAGGAAACUAAGGCGAACGCCGAUCUCGUCCGUCGUCACACUGCGGUUGUACGGAGUCAACGUGAACGUGCCCAGUCGAGCAGCUUCGCUUCCACCACAGUUGCCCCAGCUCCUCCAGCAGACGAUGAAAACACUACAUUUUUGCGUGCACUCAAGUGCAGACAAUGUUCCUACACAUCCCCGUAUGUGUACGCCCUCAAGAAGCAUCUGAAGAAGGAGCACCCCACUGUAAAAGCCACAGCCUUGACCAUUUUACAUUGGGCUUACCAAGAUGGUAUCCUGGAGGCUGGCUAUCACUGCGAGUGGUGCAUAUACUCCCACGCCGAACCCCAAGGCUUGCUACUCCAUUACCAAAGACGUCACCCUGAGCAUAAUGUAGAUUUCGCCUAUAUGGCCAGCAAGCUGUGGGCUGGGCCGGAGACCAUCGAACAUGGGGGGAACCUUGAAACGAAACAUUACAAAUGUCGGGAUUGCGCCUUUGAGGCCUGCACAAUAUUUGACAUAACAAGUCACUAUCAGGCAGUGCACCCGUGGGCAAUUAAAGAGGAUCAAUCUGUCCUUUUAGAUAUCAUUAACGGAGAAGCCGCGAAGAGCCCCAAAGAAUCGUUCAAUUCUAUGGAAGACGAUUGCCCUCUGUACAUUGCCAUGCCGCCUCUGGAGAGCAGUCCCCAUGUCCCUCACCCACGUCUUUCUAUAUCCACUAAUCCCUAUCAGUGCACUGUGUGUCUGUCGGAGUACAACAGCCUCCAUGGCCUCCUCACCCACUAUGGAAAAAAGCACCCUGGCAUGAAAGUCAAAGCAGCAGACUUCGCACAGGAGGCCGACAUCAACCCCAGUUCUGUGUACAAGUGUCGCCACUGUCCCUAUGUCAACUCCCGUAUCCACGGCGUCCUCACUCACUAUCAGAAAAGGCACCCGUUAGUGAAAGUCACAGCAGAAGACUUUGCAAACGAUAUCGAGCAACUUGCUGAGAUAAAAGAGGCUGAGGACAAAAAUAAGACUCAAAGGCAGGGUUAUGGUGCCUACAGGUGUAAAAUGUGCUCAUAUACGCAUGGGACGCUGGAGAAACUCAAAAUCCACUAUGAAAAGUAUCACAAUCAGUCUGCCACCGAAAUUUUUACACUGGGUUUGACAGAUGUCUCAGUCGGCCAAGACACAGAGCCCAUUGCAGAAUGCAGUGCCAGUCAUAUAUCAAACACAGCCAAAGUCCAGGAGCCUGGUGAAGUCGACUUUACUCUAUCGCCGUUACCCAUCAAUAAGCCGGAGAAGCACGCCAUAUUCAAGUGUCAGCUGUGCAAGUACUUCUGCUCCACUCGUAAAGGCAUCGCUCGCCACUACCGCAUCAAGCACAACAAUGUCCGCGCUCAGCCGGAGGGUAAAAACAACGUCUUUAAAUGUGCUCUGUGCUCCUACACAAACCCCAUUCGUAAAGGUUUGGCAGCGCACUACCAGAAGCGUCAUGAUAUUGACGCCUACUACACCCAUUGUUUGGCUGCUUCCAAGACUAUUAGCGAGAAACCCAGCAAAGUGACGAUACCGCCGCCAUCGGAAAGGGAGACCUCAGAGAUGAGCGAGGAGCUGCGUUUGGCCGUAGAGAGUCGAAGGUGUUCUCUUUGUGCCUUUCAGGCAUUCAGCAGGAAGAGCAUUGUGGCACACUACAUUAAACGCCACCCUGGUGUCUUCCCGAAGAAGCAGCACGCCAGCAAGCUUGGUCGCUAUUUCACGGUCAUCUAUGCCAAAGAUCCAGAGACAACCGAGGAUAGUCCUGUAGAAACAGAAAUGGAAGAUAAGGAGCUGCUGGAGGAUCCUCCAGAAGCCGAGCAGAAUGGUGUCGGCGAUUGGCUACCAUUUAAGUGUUUCAAAUGCUUCCAGUUGUCCUUCAGCAACGGCAGGCUGCUGUCUAUGCACUACAACGACCACCACAGUGUCGACUUCAAAAGGGACUUUGCAAUGACGCCGGACCCAGUAGACGAGAGCUCAGAGUGGUUCAACUGUUCGCAUUGCGAACUGAAGUUCCUGGCCCUUCCUGCGCUCGCCACACAUCUGCUGAAUCACAAUGAGGAGUUUGAGAAGAGGGCCACGAGGCAGGAGAGGAGGAAGCAGCUUCUCAGCAAACACAAAGAAGAUGUACCACAGAGCAAGACUGAGAAGGAAAGCUGUGCAAACAAAACUCCCGAAGGGUUCAGGUGUAACUUCUGCAUGGAGGUCCAUUCUACCCUCCGAGCCAUCUGCAAUCACCUGAGGAAGCAUGUCCAGUACGGAGAGGUCAAAGAGGGACAUGUCAAGAAGGAAGCCAGAGAAGUCCCCCUGACUGCGCCUUCACAGAAACUAGUUAAUGGUGACGUGAAAGAGGAUAAAAGAGCCCGCCUUGAAGGGCCUGAAGAUGAUGGGAUGGACCCCACUUUCGUCCCCGCGGACUCCCCCGUUGCCACAGAGACACCAGAGUCGGAGCUGGUUGCUGUCCCGGGGAGAGCGGCGGCCCUGGUGGCUGCUGCCAGGGCCUCAGUGUCAGGGGCCCUGCUCAAGCAACGACUAGCGACCGGGGGCCACCCUUGUGCCCAAUGCGACCGGGUCUUCAUGUCCAUGCAGGGACUCAGGUCCCAUGAAAGGAGUCACUCAGCCAUGGCUAUGCUUAGUAGAGAGGACAAAUAUAGAUGCCAGUACUGCCAGUUCGUCUCACCCUUCAGACACAAUCUGGACAGACACAUGCAGUCUCAUCACGGGCACCACAAACCCUUCAAGUGCAAACUCUGCCCCUUUAAGUCUGCCUAUGUGAGCCGCUUGAAGAGCCACAUGCAUAAGGCGCAUACUAGCGAGCAGCAUGCGUACAAGUGCUUGUCCUGCCCUUUCUCUUCCAUGACCAUCAGCCAGCUGAAGGAGCACUCUUUGCAGGACCAUGGCGAGGCUCUAACUCUGCCUAAACUGCGGGCCGCCACCCAGGCCGCACACGCUUCCACCCGGCUGACCACCAACGCUGAUCAGAGUCCUUCACCUCCGGACGACCCAUCAUAUUGGGAGCAAGAGGAUGAUUGUGAGCCGCUCAGUCAUUAUCAAAUUGCCUCUCACAGUCAUGUGUCUUCCUCUUUGGUCCACGGUUUGACAGACAACCGCCCGGAUCACAUUCUCACCUGUGAGUUCUGCGAGUUUAGCUCCGGAUACAUGCAGAGCUUGCGUCGGCACUAUAGGGACCGUCACGGUGGGAAGAAGCUCUUCAAGUGCAAGGACUGCUCUUUCUUCACCUGCUACAAGAAUACUUUCACCAUGCACGUGGAGGCAGGCCACAAUAACAAUGCACCAGAGGACAUUCAGAAAGACCUUCGCUGUCCUCUCUGUCUCUACCACACCAAAUACAAGAGCAGUAUGAUCGACCACAUCGUUCUGCACAAAGAAGAGCGCAUAAGCCCGCUGACAGUGAACCGAUCGAAGCUGUCCCGUCACCUCCAAGGCCUGGUUUUCCGCUGCCACAAGUGCACCUUCACGUGCUCCAGCGACCACGCCUUGCAGCUCCACCUGCAGAAGCACGUGGAGGUCAAGCCCUACCAGUGCCAGCUGUGCUACUACGACUGUCGACGCCGCAGCCAGCUGGAGGAGCACCUCCGCCUCGAGCACAAGGUCAUCCGGAACUUUGAGCUGAUGGGCCACGUCAACUUGGACCAGCUGGAGAUGAUGAAGCAUGGAAGCAGCAGCGAGGAGGACGAAGGGGAAGCAGUACAGGAGGAUAACGACGUGAUGGAGGUGGCGGCCGAUGGAAAGGUUGCUGUUGCUGAGGAGGAGGAGGGCGAAGAGGAGGAGGAGGAGGAGCAGCAGGGGGAGCAGGAGGAAGGCAUGGAAGUGAUGGAGAACCCAGGGGAGGAGGAAGGAGACAUAGAGGAUGAAAAGCUGGAGGGUAGCAUCAAAGAAGAAGAGGAGGCAUUCAAGGAGAUUGAAGAAGAGAGGCCUGCUCGACAAGAAGUCCUUGCUUCUCCAAGCACUAGUAGCAGCAGCAGCGAGAGGGGCGAGAAGCGUCUUCCUUGCGAGUUCUGUGGACGCUGCUUCACUAACAAUUUAGAGUGGGAACGUCAUGUCCUUCGCCACGGCAUGACGGUGAACAGCAAUCAAUUGGACACCAGCACAAACUCCACAAUGGACGCCUCCGCUCCGUCUUCCCUCUCCUCCACAUCCAUCGACACUGGACUGGACCUUUCCGGCAACCGGGAAGAGAAUCCAAACCCCUCAGAUCUAUCGCAAAGUCAUUACGAGGACGACCAAGAGAUACUUGGCACCACAAUGGAUCAGCAGCUGGCUUGACCAGACUGGGGACCCUCUUGGGCCAAUAAGGUUAGGUCGAAAUAGGAUGUAAAAUUUAAAAAAAAUUAAAGUGAGAAACAUUUUAUGAUUUGGUGCAUUAUUAGAUUGUAGGUGUUACUUAUAUAAGUAUUAGGUUGUGCUGCUUAAAAAAUAAAAGGCGGAGUUCCUUAAUUAAAUGGGCGGUCCCCUAGGACAGAUUUUUAAUAUAUUGGUAACCAAUAGUGAACUUUUAUUGCUGACAUUCUGGUCAAAACUACAGUGAAAAAUCCCAUCUAUAUUAAACUAUUUAUAGAGAAUUUUGCCCAAAAUUAUCCAAAUUGAGCUAUUCGAAGCACCUUUUACACUUGCUUUAUCAAAACAGAUGAUAAAAGAUCAAAUAGUAAAUAUGUGAGCAUUUACAGAUGGCCCAAUGCUACCUUUAUCUAACUAUUUUCCCAUUGACGCCUUGUGUUUGAAUACUUUGAGUAAGGCUUGCACCUUAUCUAUUUUAUUACGUUGGCAAAUCCUCAUUGGUAGAAAUAAUGGCAAUUUACCACCCAUGUUUUUGUAGCAAAUUGCUAUCUUUUAGAUCCCUUAAUAUGAUUAUACUACGUAUAAACCUUCAGCCUGUGGCGCCCUUCGUGUUUGGACUGUACUGUUUUAUUAUUGUUCCGUAAUUUCACUGAUGAAAAAAAGUGGAUAUUGGAUUAAAUGUUGUUUUCCAGUCCGUCAUAGUUUAAGCUGUGCACUCGGUGGACAUAUACAACGACAUGUUGAUGUUCAAUCACGUGUCUACACUUGGGAUCUCGACUAAGGCGCUAAGGUUGCACUUGUCUUUUUUUCAACUAGGAGGCCGUUCGGAUUACUUCAUCUUUAAUAAUUUAAUCAUUGUUUUUGUUUAGGCGCAAAUGUAGCAAAUUUGCAAGCAGUUCCUGGCUGUGACCAGCAGAGGCACUAGUGAUUAGACUAGUAUGAUGUAUUAGGAAGACAACAUAGCAUAGAACAACUAAAGGCCUACUGAAAUGAGAUUUUCUUAUUUAAACGGGGAUAGCAGGUCCAUUCUAUGUGUCAUACUUGAUCAUUUUGCGAUAUUGCCAUAUUUUUGCUGAAAGGAUUUAGUAGAGAACAUCCAUGAUAAAGUUCGCAACUUUUGGUGCUAACAGAAAAGACCUGCCUUUACCGGACGUUGCAGACGAUGACGUCACAUGUUGAUGGCUCCUCAUAUAUUCACAUUGUUUAUAAUGGGAGCCUCCAACAAAAACAGCUAUUCGGACCUAGAAAACGACAAUUUCACCAUUAAUUUGAGCGAGGGUGAAAGACUGGUGUUUGAGGAUAUUGAUAGCGACGGACUAGAAAAAAAAACGUGAUUGCAUUGGGACGGAUUCAGAUGUUUUUAGACACAUUUACUAGGAUAAUUCUGGGAAAUCCCUUAUCUUUCUAUUGUGUUGCUAGUGUUUUAGUGAGUUUAAUAUUACCUGAUAGUCGCAGGGGUUUGUCCACGGGUGUGUUGACGGCAAUGUCUCAGCGAAGUCGACGGCAGCUUUAUGGACGGGACAAGCUCAGCUGAUCUCUGUUAAGAAGCGACUUUUUACCACAAUUUUCUCACCGAAACCUGCUGGUUGACAUUCGGUUGGGAUCCAUGUUCGCUUGACCGCGCUCUGAUGCAAAGUAAAGUUUCAGCUCUGGGAAUUUUAAACAAGGAAUCACCGUGUGUUUGUGUGGCUAAAGGCUAAAGCUUCCCAACACCAUCUUUCUACUUUGACUUCUCCAAUAUUAAUUGAACAAAUUGCACAAGAUUCAGCAACACAGAUCUCCAAAAUACUGUGUAAUUUUGCGGUUUAAUCAGACGACUUUUAGCUGUGUGUGUGUGCAGCGCUCAUAUUUCCUAACAGCCCGUGACGUCACGCGUACACGUCAUCAUUAUGCGACGUUUUCAAGAAAAAACUCCCGGGAAAUUUAAAAUUGCAAUUUAGUAAACUAAAAAGGCCGUAUUGGCAUGUGUUGCAAUGUUAAUAUUUCAUCAUUGAUAUAUAAACUAUCAGACUGCGUGGUGGGUAGUAGUGGGUUUCAGUAGGCCUUUAAGCUUAUAUAGAAAAGAGUUUGAAUAGAAAAAGGAUUUCAAAACUUUUACAGAGUCUCUCCCAUCCAAAAUUUAACUUAAUGUUCGUUAUAAACGAAGGAAAUUCCAUCAAACGCCUGUGUGGCCCUUGUUUAUGUGAGACUUUGUUUAGCUGAAAAUUGUUCAAAGUUGUAUUUUUGGGCCAUUUCUGUGCAUGGCAAACAUUUAUAAAUGUGUAGCUACAAAAAUGUUUUUCUACUCACACCUACUGUCAGUAUAGCUUGGAAUAUUUGGCUUGUACUUGCACGUAGUUGCUAGUUCUGUAAUAUGAGAGGAGUCAAACAAUAAUAUUUCAGCAAGGAAAACUGGAUUUGAAUGAACAUUUUUGAAUAAUUUCUAUUUGUGGAUAACUUAAUAUACAGCAUAUUUCUUCUAUAUGUCUGGUUUUCAUGCGUACCACAAUUUAAAAAUCUAUGGUCUUUAAAAACGCUUUCACGUAAACACGAAAAAAUGGUCGUCUAUGGAAACAGGAGUCGCAUGCGUACUUAGCAGGAGCAGUGACCUCUAGUGGCCUGGCAUGCAUAGUUCAGUAGGUCUGCAAGGUGACAGGAGGAGUUUUGACUACCUUGUCAAGUCAUAAACUUAGAUGUGUUAGAACUAGGGGUGUCCCGAUCCGAUAUCCCGCCAAAAAAUCUCGGAUGAUAUCGAUUUACGUCUAAAUUCUCCGAUACAAGCAGUCCUGUAGCGUGUUUACAUUAACAAAGCUGCACAGCCAGUUAACAUCGCAAUGUCCUCCAAUAAGCACACGCGUUUGAUCUUUUCUUAUAUUUUAGUGAAGUCAUUUACAAAAUAUAAACAUGGUAGGCUAUAAACUAACAGCAGCUACACAACAGCUAAGCACAUCUUUUCUUAUAUUUUAGUGAAGUCAUUUACAAAAUAUAAACAUGGUAGGCUAUAAACUAACAGCAGCUACACAACAGCUAAGCACACAGGACCGUAUUUUUCGGAGUAUAAGUUGCACCUGCCGAAAAUGCAUAAUAAAGAAGGGAAAAAAACAUAUAUGUCGCAUAAGUCGCGUUUUUUGGGGAAAUUUAUUUGAUAAAACCCAACACCAAGAUUAGACAUUUGAAAGGCAAUUUAAAAUAAAUAAAGAAUAGUGAAUAACAGGCUGAAUAAGUGUACGUUACAUAACACAUAAAUAACCAACUGAGAAGGUGCCUGGUAUGUUAACGUAACAUAUUAUGGUAAGAGUCAUUCAAAUAACUAUAACAUAUAGAACAUGCUAUACGUUUACCAAACAAUCUGUCACUCCUAAUUGCUAAAUCCGAUAAAAUCUUAUACGUCUAGUCUCUUACGUGAAUGAGCUAAAUAAUAUUUGAUAUUUUAUGGUAAUGUGUUAUUAAUUUCACACAUAAGUCGCUCUGAGUAUAAGUCGCACCCCCGGCCAAUUUAUGAAAAAAACUGCGACUUAUAGUCCGAAAAAUACGGUAAUAUGUGUACUGAAUUGAACAAUAUUGCAGUCCAAAAUUCUACUUUUGUCAAUUAAAAUUGAACAAUAUUGCAGUCUAAAAUUUUACUUUUGUCAAUUGAAAAUAUCUAUUAAUUAUAGUUGCAUGCUACUUAUUCAUACAAGGUCUCCAAGUCAGAAAGUUAUUCGAAAGUAUUUUUUGAUUGAUUGAGACUUUUAUUAGUAGAUUGCACAGUACAGCACAUAUUCCCUACAAUUGACCUCUAAAUGGUAACACCCGAAUAAGUUUUUCAACUUGUUUAAGUCGGGGUCCACGUUAAUCAAUUCAUGGUAAACAGAAUAACAGACAUCAUUCAACUCAUUCCGUCAUGGGUGUAACUUAAAGAUUAUUGUGAACACUAUGUACGGAAAUCACAUAAAAUAGCAUAAAACUGGCAUAACGUUAGUGUUUUUCAUACCUGAACAUUGACACUACAAAAUAAUAAGAAUGUACCGUAUUUUUCAGAGUAUAAGUCGCUCCAGAGUAUAAGUCGCACCUGCCAAAAAUGCAUAACAAAGAAGGAAAAAAACAUGUAUAAGUCGCACUUUUUGGGGAAAUGUAUUUGAUAAAACCCAACACCAAGAAUAGACAUUUGAAAGGCAAUUUAAAAGAAAUAAAGAAUAUUGAACAACAGGCUGAACCACCGAAUAUGACGCAUAAAUAACCAACUGAGAAGGUGCCUGGUAUGUUAACAUAACUUAUUAUGGUAAGAGUCAUUCAAAUAACUAUAACAUAUUGAACAUGCUAUACGUUUACCAAACAAUCUGUCACUCCUAAUCGAUAAAGCCCAUGAAAUCUUAUACGUCUAGUCUCUUAUGUGGAUAAACUAAAUAUUUGAUAUUUCACGGUAAUGUGUUAAUUUCACACAUAAGUCGCUCCUGAGUAUAAGUCACACUAUGAAAAAAAAAUGCGACGUAUAGUCCGAAAAAUAGGGUACUAUGAUUCCUGAUGAUAUUGUCGGGGAUUAAUAUCAAUUCAAAAGGCUCCAAAAUUGGUAAUGCAUUGGAACUGAAAAAGUUGUAUCGGGACACCUCUCGUUAGAACCGACUCUUUUAGCCUCCUUUAUUGAUUGGCACAAUUUAAAUAUUGACCCGCCUUUCUUUUUUAAGAGCGACUUUUGGGAGAAUACUUUUUCAAACAAAAUCAACUAUAAAAAAGGAUGUCUAAAACUUCUCCUCGACUGUUCGUCCAUUUUUAAGACACUUUUUCCAGUAAUUCUCUACUCUUAACGACUACGUCUCUCCGACACAAUUUACAUAUUGACCCGCCUUUCUUUUUUAAGAGCGACUUUUGGGAGAAUACUUUUUCAAACAAAAUCAAGGAUAAAAAAGGAUGUCUAAAACUUCUCCUUGGCUGUUCGUCCAAUUUUAAGACACUUUUUCCAGUAAUUCUCUACUCUAACGACUACGUCUCUCCAGGUCUCUGGUGUGUGAGUGACAAAAAGACUUUGUCUAGACUCAAGUCCAAGACAACUUGUCUUUUUGAGAAUUUCCAGGGUAAAUAUACCAUUGUGUGUUUGGAUCAAAUAAAAAGACAAGUGCAACCCCGACAGAAAGCAAUUUGACUUGCCCCCCGGCUGUGAUCCCGGCCUUCUCCUAAUCCUCUUGUGUCAUAGUCUGCUUUAUAUUUAUUUAUCUUUUUUUUUUUUUUUUUUUUCCAGAUUUACUGUUGACAAAAAAAGUAGGCAGAGAUUGUAUUUGUUGAAAGUUGCUGCUCGAUCGCCCUAAAGCCUUAUAUAUAGCAAUCAAAUUAUAGUCCAAAAUGACCAAUAACGUUUGAAUCGCAUUUUUGUCAAGAUGCGUAGUACAUAUUAUUGUUCUCCAGCCUGCUGUGUGCGCUGCUGUGACUCUCGAUAAAGGGAGCUAUGUCACCUGUUGUCAGGACUCCCGUUUGCAGCCGUGUAUAGAAAACUACUUGUUACGGUUUUUAAGAAAGAACACGCUAACCUUUACCCUUUUGUUCUUUUUCAUUCAUAAAAAAACACACUAUUUGGGAGUGUUUCAGGAUCCCUUAUCAAAAAUACCGUACUGUACAAAGUCUGUAUCAAAUGGGGAAAUGCCUCUAGAUAGGAAGAUUAAUGUGUUUUUAGUUUUUAAUUAGGAACAUCGUCGUAAGAACUAAAAUAUAUCCGUUAAGCAACGUGUGGAUUCCUCCGAAAAUCAUCCUCCCGUAUAAUUGUGUCAUUUGUUGACAAAAGAUCGGGACUGUAUCAGCCUAUCUAUGCUUCCCCUUCUCCAACAAUUAACUUACCGCCAUACACGUUCGGUGCUCGAUUUCUCCGUUUUUGACACAAACCAGCUUGUAGUUUCCUGGAAUUCAUUGUGGUAGCUUUAAAAAAAAAAAAAAAAAAAAAAGGCAGCUCCUACGAUUGAUGACCAGAUGUUGUUAUUGUUAUGGUGACAAUCUUGGAAAUGGCUGCCAGCCCUCCAAAAAAUGUUGGUUGUUCUGUGAUCCUUUAAAAUUGUGUGUAUCUUCUGAAUCUGUACGCCCAAAAGUAGAGUCCCUGCUGACAACACACUGGAUACUUUGUACAUAUCUUUAGUUUUGUUUUAAUGUCAUUUUCUGCUUUUUUUUAAUUUUUAUGUUUUGUUUUGUUGGCUCCAUAGGUUGACACUAGAAUCUGUCCUUGCCUUUCUUCCCGUAUAAAUCUUGAUUACCUGAUGGUGGGUUGUGAUGUUGCCUAGGAUGAUUGUUUACAAUUUUAUUCCAUUUAUUUCUGGAUAUUCUGUAAAUAUUGUAAUUCAUUGUCUUUUUUUAACUUGAUAAUAAAGUUAUCAGAUAAUGGUCA